AUGCGACGUGCCACAUUGAUUCUCAUUUCUGCUGUUAUGGUGGUGUACUUUGUAGUUGUUGUGGCAGGAUGCAAGGGCAAACCUGGAUCGCCAAAGUGUGUUGGGGCACCAGAUGGUGGUAAUAAUCGCAAAAGAAAGUGCAAAAAAUCGGCCAAUAACGAUAUGUGGAAUUAUAAUGCGGUGACCAAAAACUGCACCAAAAUUAAUUACCUUGGAUGUGGCGGUAAUGAUAAUCGCUGGUGCACCAAAGUAUUAUGUGAGACCUGCCGAUCAAGGUGA
Molecule: messenger RNA, 279 nt
Organism: Drosophila rhopaloa
Lineage: Eukaryota; Metazoa; Arthropoda; Insecta; Diptera; Drosophilidae
Product: kunitz-type serine protease inhibitor homolog beta-bungarotoxin B5-B chain
Exons: 2
Coding region: 1-279 (92 amino acids)
Molecular function (GO): serine-type endopeptidase inhibitor activity
Source: RefSeq, a predicted model, not a curated record